Sorex araneus (European shrew) is the source of this 8228-nucleotide messenger RNA. It is a transcript of the gene BRAF, whose product is annotated as B-Raf proto-oncogene, serine/threonine kinase. Bases 63 to 2474 code for a protein of 803 amino acids. Gene Ontology annotation, molecular function: ATP binding; protein kinase activity. The transcript is spliced from 20 exons. NCBI's taxonomy places the organism in Eukaryota, Metazoa, Chordata, Mammalia, Eulipotyphla, Soricidae. The record is from RefSeq and is a predicted model, not a curated record. Gene Ontology annotation, cellular component: plasma membrane; cytosol; mitochondrion. Gene Ontology annotation, biological process: protein phosphorylation; signal transduction.
GCGCCCGCCCUUCCCCCCCGGCGCCUAGCGGCGGCCGCCCGGGCCCGGCUCGCGGUUAUAAGAUGGCGGCGCUGAGCGGCGGCGGCGGCGCGGAGCAGGGCCCGGCGCUCUUCAACGGGGACAUGGAGCCCGAGGCGGGCGCGGGCGCGGCGGCGGCGGCGGCCGCGGACCCCGCCAUUCCCGAGGAGGUAUGGAAUAUCAAGCAAAUGAUUAAGUUGACACAGGAACAUAUAGAGGCCCUAUUGGACAAAUUUGGUGGGGAACAUAAUCCACCAUCGAUCUAUCUGGAGGCCUAUGAAGAAUACACCAGCAAGCUAGAUGCCCUCCAACAAAGAGAACAACAGUUGUUGGAAUCCCUGGGGAAUGGAACUGAUUUUUCUGUUUCUAGUUCAGCAUCAACGGAUACUGUUACAUCUUCUUCCUCCUCUAGCCUUUCAGUGCUACCUUCAUCUCUAUCAGUUUUUCAAAAUCCCACAGAUGUAUCCCGGAGCAACCCCAAGUCACCACAGAAACCUAUUGUUAGAGUCUUCCUGCCCAACAAACAGAGGACAGUGGUACCAGCAAGGUGUGGAGUGACAGUCCGGGACAGUCUAAAGAAAGCACUGAUGAUGCGAGGUCUGAUCCCAGAGUGCUGUGCUGUGUACAGAAUUCAGGAUGGAGAGAAGAAACCAAUUGGCUGGGACACAGAUAUUUCCUGGCUUACUGGAGAGGAAUUACAUGUAGAAGUAUUGGAAAACGUUCCACUUACAACACACAACUUUGUACGGAAAACUUUUUUCACCUUAGCAUUUUGUGACUUUUGUCGAAAGCUGCUUUUCCAGGGUUUCCGCUGUCAAACAUGUGGUUAUAAAUUUCACCAGCGUUGUAGUACAGAGGUCCCACUGAUGUGUGUUAAUUAUGACCAACUUGAUUUGCUGUUUGUCUCCAAGUUCUUUGAACACCACCCACUAUCACAGGAGGAGGCCUCCUUAGCAGAGACCGCCCUUACGUCGGGACCCUCCCCGUCCGCACCCCCCUCCGAUGCUCUGGGGCCCCAAAUUCUCACCAGUCCGUCUCCUUCAAAAUCCAUUCCAAUCCCACAGCCUUUCCGACCAGCAGAUGAAGAUCAUCGGAACCAGUUUGGACAGCGAGACCGGUCCUCGUCAGCUCCGAACGUGCACAUCAACACAAUCGAGCCUGUCAAUAUCGACGACUUGAUUAGAGACCAAGGGUUUCGUAGUGAUGGAGCCCCUUUGAACCAGCUGAUGCGCUGUCUUCGGAAAUACCAAUCCCGGACUCCCAGCCCCCUCCUCCAUUCUGUCCCCAGUGAAAUAGUGUUUGAUUUUGAGCCUGGCCCAGUGUUCAGAGGAUCAACGACAGGAUUGUCAGCCACCCCCCCUGCCUCAUUACCUGGCUCACUUACUAAUGUGAAAGCUUUACAGAAAUCUCCAGGACCUCAGCGGGAAAGGAAAUCGUCCUCCUCCUCAGAAGACAGGAAUCGAAUGAAAACACUUGGAAGGAGGGAUUCAAGUGAUGAUUGGGAGAUUCCUGAUGGGCAGAUCACUGUGGGACAGAGAAUUGGAUCAGGAUCAUUUGGGACAGUCUACAAGGGAAAGUGGCAUGGUGACGUGGCAGUGAAGAUGUUAAAUGUGACGGCACCCACACCUCAGCAGUUACAGGCCUUCAAAAAUGAAGUAGGAGUACUCAGGAAAACUCGCCAUGUGAAUAUCCUCCUCUUCAUGGGCUACUCCACCAAGCCGCAGCUGGCCAUCGUCACGCAGUGGUGUGAGGGCUCCAGCUUAUAUCACCACCUCCACAUCAUCGAGACCAAAUUCGAGAUGAUCAAGCUCAUAGAUAUCGCCAGGCAGACAGCACAAGGCAUGGAUUAUUUACACGCCAAGUCAAUCAUCCACAGAGACCUCAAGAGUAAUAAUAUUUUUCUUCAUGAAGACCUCACAGUGAAAAUAGGUGAUUUUGGCCUCGCCACAGUGAAAUCUCGGUGGAGUGGCUCCCAUCAGUUUGAACAGUUGUCUGGAUCCAUUUUGUGGAUGGCACCAGAAGUAAUCAGAAUGCAAGAUAAAAACCCAUAUAGUUUUCAGUCAGAUGUAUAUGCUUUUGGGAUUGUCCUGUAUGAACUGAUGACGGGGCAGUUACCUUACUCAAACAUCAACAACAGAGAUCAGAUCAUCUUUAUGGUGGGUCGAGGCUACCUGUCACCAGAUCUCAGUAAGGUACGGAGUAACUGUCCGAAAGCCAUGAAGAGGUUGAUGGCCGAGUGCCUGAAGAAGAAGAGAGAGGAGAGGCCGCUCUUCCCCCAGAUCCUCGCCUCUAUCGAGCUGCUGGCCCGCUCAUUGCCAAAAAUUCACCGCAGUGCAUCAGAACCCUCCUUGAACCGGGCUGGCUUCCAGACGGAGGAUUUCAGUCUCUAUGCUUGUGCUUCUCCAAAAACACCCAUCCAGGCAGGGGGAUACGGAGAAUUUGCAGCCUUCAAGUAGCCACACCACCGGGCAGCAUCUACUCUUUGUUUCUUAAGUCUUGUGUUCGUACAGUUUGUUAACAUCAGACACAGUUCUCUUCCUCCAAUCUUUUUUUAAAGAUAAAGAAUUUUCAAUGCAUAGCUGGUAUGGAACAGAGUGGAAUUUCCCAUCCAUCGAAAGAGGGACGAAUGUUUUAGGACCAGACUCCUCUGCUGCCAGUGUUUCUUCUUCGACACAAAUACCGCGUGCAUACCAGUCUGCCUGCUCCCCGGAAGAGAGGAGAGAGCCUGAGCGCUGACCUUUUGACGGUCAGGCAUGAUGGAACGAAAGUGCUGCUACCGCUUGGGACUUGGCUCUGGGAAGCCCGCCAGGUGCCUGGCCCCUAACCUGCACGCCCACCGGGGGCUGCUCAGCCGAGGGGGCGGCGCGAUCCCCGGCACCGUUCUCUUUCCUGUUCUGGGGUUUCGUGGUGGAGCGCUCUUUCCUCCGUUCAUUUCCGAGGGAAGGAACAAAGAUGCAGCAUGCCCGUGCCGCGAGGGCGGGCGGGCCUCGCGUGGGCCCAGGCCAGUGGUACCCAGACGAAACAGAAGUAAGCGCGUGCAUCGCAGACGGGGCCCGAGGGGCGAGGAGGAGGAAGGGGGUCGGUGUGGAGGCGAAGGGGAUGCUGCAUCUUUUUCCGGACCUCCUGGGUGGCGGCCUGCGGUUUCCUGGUAGGCUGGGCUGUGCGGGCACAGGCCUUCCCUUCUCACUGGGCCCCGCAAUGGAGACACGCACCGGGGUGCUCCACAUCUAGCAAGUUCUCAGGAAAUACAGUGGAUAUCUUCCUCUAAGCUCUUCCAGUCACCAAGUACCAAUGUGGCUGCUCUGUCCAGGCCCCCCGGCGCCCGGCAGGGUCUAAUCAGAAGCCCACCAAACUGCUUCAUAACGGUUUUGAAUGUGAGACAUUUAUGUAACUUAAAUGUAAGGUACACAUUUUAAUUUCCAAGUUUCUUCUAUUAUAUUUUUAUUAAAUAACUUUCAGAUCUAAUUGAAUUGGAAUAAAAUAAGCCUUCCCACCAGAAUUCUAUAUCCUGGAAAAUUGUAUUUUUGUUAUACAAGCAACUUUUAAAGAAAGGCGAUCCUUUUUCUCUAUUGAAAUCAUGGGGAGUCGUAGCAUAAUGACCGAUCUUUAUCAUUUUUAAAUUCAUGGUACUUGCUGGAUCCACGACUAACAUCUUUGCUAAUAUUCAUUGUUUCUCCCGACUGCACUCCGACUCUACGUUCUGCAUCUUCCUUCUAGUCUCAUCUAGAAUAUGCAACCUAAAAUAAAAAUGGUGGUGUCUCCAUUCAUUCUCCUCCUUCCUUUUUCCCCCAAGCCUGGUCCUCAAAAGGUUGGAUAAUUUGGCAGUCACGUUCCCAGGCACAGAAUAGAGUGAUGUAGGUGUCCUGGGACGAAGGGAAGUGGUGUGGGCCUACUUUUGUCCUUUGUGUCGGAAAAAGCUGCUACGUUUUUAAGCUAAAGCUCAUUUAAAAAAAAAAAAAAGGAAAACAAAAUCUGUGACUCUGGGUUUGUCCUGGCAGAUCCCUCCCUUAUCCGACACAUUCUGGAAUCUCUCCUCAGGAUUUAGGAAUGUAAAGCAAAUCUAAGGUAUCAGCCCGACCAGGCUCUGAAAGAAAUUAAGGGAGGCUCUGUGAGAUGAUUCAGAGAACUGAACAUUGUUACUACAAAUUGUGUGUUUUCUGGAAAAUCUUUGCCCUCUGUCUCUUUUUUAGUCUACUAAAGCUCACUGCCAUUAGAUGACUUUCGCUCAGACAGUGUCCUCAGAGGAAGGUUGCUGAAAAGGUGUUCGCAGGGAGACGGAAGCGAGUCCCAGUCAGCGGUGACGCGCACAAGCCCCGUGCCCCUCUGCGUGUCGGCAGCCGUGUCCUAGCACACUGGGACCCCGCAGGCUUGGGAACCGGUUUCUGCUCACUGAAAGAGCAUGGUGCUGCCCCGCCUUUAAAAACAUGGUCUUGGGAACGUGGGUCCUUGGAAGUGAGUCCCAGCGAUGCUUUCCAGCGUGGAGAGAGCUGGCCUUGAGCACGGCUGGCCCUGCCGGUUAGGGGCGCAGACCCCAGGCAGGGCGCAGGAGGUUUCCCUGCGCUUUCCUCAGGCUCGAGAACGUGGUUCAGGGCAUCACUGAGCUUUUCCUUCGGGCCCUUAGGAAGACAGAACACUGGGCCGGAGAGAGUAGAGCAGGGAAGGGACUUGCCUUGCACACAGCUGACCUGGCUUGGACCCCUGGUCCCCCCCGUACUGUCCCCCAAGCCCUGCGAGGAGUCAGGAAUAAACCCUGAGCACAGUUGGGUGUGGCCAAAAAAAAUUUUUUUUUGUUUUGAUUAAAAAUUAACUUUACCCUUUAUGCCGUCAAAAUUUCUGUUUUAGAGCACAUGCGACAUGAGAAAAGGUUUCCUCUCAGUCUCGCUUUAUUUUUUGAUACUUGGAUCGCAGGUAGACUCGGGAGCUCCCUGGGAAGGGUCAGGGGCGCUCCUGGUCGGCGUGAAGCACUUUAGCGCGGCCGGGGAGCCAGUGCGUGGCCCGGCAGACACCGCGGCCCCCGGGAAGGGGCGAGGGACGGGGGGCGAGGCCGCCGACCAGCUGUGACGGGGCCAUGAAGGACGGCUCUUAAAUGGGAUGGUUCCUGGCGGACUUUUUCGUUGUUCAGUGAGAAUCUGGGGGAUCGACUUCAGCCCCCAAAGUACUGUCGGCCAGUAAGAGCAGAGACGGGACACUGGCGAGCAGCAGAGCCAGGGACACGGUCCUGCUGUCCCAGCACCCAGUCCUGGCGGCGAUGCCGAGGACGCCGACUCCAGACCCCGCAGACCCCACCCAAACGUACUUGGAACGUCUGUCUCCCAGGCCGGGAGCUCUGCGGGGCUCAGAGAAACCAUCCCGCCUCCAGCCCGAAGCUUGGCAGUCCCGUCCAAGGCUCCAGUUCGUGCAGGCCUUGCUCCGCGCUCAUGCUGACCCCUCGUCACCACCGAGCAGGGUUCAGCCAACCCUUCCCGAAACUACCUCCGGAGAACGAGGUUCCUCUUUCCAAAUCGGGACAGUGUGGACUGGGAUCCGAGCGCUCACGUCAGCCGUCAGGCCGCAGAAACGGAGCUCAGGAGACCCCCGGUUGGAACGAGGUGCCACCGUCCGCGUGGGGCUCGCCUUCAGCCUCGUCACCUUCACGGAGUCGGGGGGACCAUUGCUGAGCCGCAGCGGGCUUGGCAAGGCAGUCUGGCUACCACUCUGUCACCGGGGAUCCACCCGCCACGAGGCGGGCCUCCCCGCCCACAAGACCCUCUGGUCAGCGUGAGCCGCGCCUGGGCCCGGGGCGUCACUCGUGACGUUCUCAGUGCAAACAUGGUGAUGUUCUGAGGCCGGGCAGCAGCUCCUUCAUUGCCGUGGGGUGGGGAAGGCGCUGGAAAAAUACCUUGACAAUUUGCCAAAUGAUCUUACCCAAAUGAUCUUACCGUGCCUUCGUCAUGCAAUAAAACAGCUGACAUUUCAGCAGGCCGCGCCGGGGUGGGGGAGGAGCCGCUCUCGGCCCCUCUGCUGGUCUUUAGGGGCAGUUGAGACCGCGAGGUCAAUGUUCUAAGGGUUUAUAGCCAAGAAGAAGAAGAAUCCACUCAUUUAAAAAUUAAAAAAAGAGAGAAAACAGGUAAAUUUUCAGCGAACAAAACUAUUUUUUUAAAGCACACAAUCCCUCGUGGAGUCAGUUAUAUUUAUCACAUAGAGCAACGAGGUUGAAACUGUAGUUCAGUGACGUUUCUAGCGAAACUUUUCUACUCCUGUGGGUCCCUCAAGGCGUGGGACUUUUAAGCGAAGCCUCGAGAGCUGUUUCCUGCUGAGGGAAGCUGCGGGACAGACGAGUUCCGAGUCCUGGGCGCCGCUGCCCGCCCGUUCCUGGGUGAACUCCGUCGGUAGCUUGAGCGGGACGGGCUGUUGUGAGUCGGCUGCAGUCUCAUCUGCCACCAGACACCCCGGCGCCUUCCGGCCGGGUUGCAAGAGCAGCUCUGCCUGCCCGGGGGGGGGGGGGGGGGGGGGGAGGUCAUCGGAAGCAUCAGGACCCGAGACCGUCAGCUCUGCUGUUGCCGGCAAACUUCGCUGCCGCCUGGCAGUUGAACCCUAAGUCAACAGAGUUCGCUGGCGGGACGGGGACGGUGGCUGAGACAGGCGGCCGAAGUCCUGAAGCCUCGGGUGACGGAAACCGUGCUUCACCGCAAAGCACAGAGGGACCCGGACCCCCGCCCCCUCCGGAAGUACGUCUUUUUAAAUGUCAGCAACAAUUUCACCUGUGAAUGUAGUUUUUUAUUCCUUGCUAAAUCCGGCGGUUUUGACUCUUGCAAGGAGAGCAGCAGUCGUGCGUGAGAACACAGCCAGUGUCCAGCGUGUGACGCGUUUUUUUUUUAAAGAGAAUCCUCUAGACGGAAGUACUUUUUAAAAACAAAGGAACUGGAGUUGGUUUUUAUGUUCGUAUCAGCAAUAUCUCUGUGCCAGGGCUCGGCGGCUCCUGGCCCUGGCACACAGCCCCAGACAGAUGGCCCAGCGGCUCCCGUCCGGCCCGGGGGUGGGGCGGGGGACUCGCGAGGGAGAGCUGCUUAGCCCGGUUCUGUCCUGAGAAGUUCGUGUUGUGUUCGUGCGUGCCGCCUUCCUAACCCGUGUGUUGUAGUGCCGUGUGUGUCCUCCCAUGCACAGAGACUGGGGACUCGCGUAGGUAAGCCGUGUGGCCCCAGCAUCGAGACAAAGGGACCAAAGCGUCAGGGGAGAGGCCGUGGACACGAGGUGGGAAGUAAACCAGUGACCUAGACUGCAGCGUCCGAGUGCAAUAAGUGUGCUGCUUCCUCUAAGCUGUGAACUCAUCCCCUCCGUGUGCGUCUGUCCGCUGGCCCUCCCCGACCCGUCGGGGACUCGCUCCCUCCCGUGCAGCGGCCUGUGGUUCCGUGUCUGCCCUGACCGUCCCCUCCCUCAGCCCAAGCCAGCCAGCCGCGUGUGCCCCUCGAAUUCUGUUGGGUCGUGACCGCUGCUCUGGGUUUGGGCCCAAAGAAAUCAAGUCGCCCCCAUUCCGCGAGCACGUGGGUUUGAGGACAGUUCUCCAAGGGACAGGGCAAGGAAAAUCCUUAGGGUUUUCACUGUGCUGCGGCCGGGACUCCUGGUCUCCCCCCUACUCUGGUGGCCUUGACACUCACACUCCCGCCUCGCUGCCAGUGAGGCUCCCGCAUCCACUCAAGCACAGAAAGGUCUGGGUGUGCCCGGGGGAAAGGUGGGAUGGUUUCCAUGGCCCGCACACCUCUCUCUACCUGCUUUGCAAAAAUUACAAUGGAGUAACUAUUUUUAAAGCUUAUUUUUCAAUUCAUAAAAAAAAAUAAAAUAAAUUUAUUUUCCGUCAGAUGGAUGUCUCCCUUUGUCCCUUACUCCUCAAUGUUUGCUUGAAUCUUCCUUUUUAAAAAAAAAAAAACAAAAAACAGAAAAACAAAAAGACUCUUCCCACACCUACUUCUUGAUACUUCGGUUCUCUUUCCUGCUCAGGUCCCUUCAUUUGUACUUUGGAGUUUUUCUCAUGUAAAUUUGUACAAUGGAAAAUAUUGUUCAGUUUGGAUAGACAGCAUGGAGAAUUAAAUUUUAAAAAAGAUAGCCGAACUUCAGAUUGAAGAAAUUUAUUUGUGUAAAGUUAUUUAAAAACUGUAUUAUAGAACAAGGCAAACAAGCUCUCUGUACUUGAUGUGAAUAUGCGCAUACACUCUAAUAAAGAUUGACUGCAUGGA